AUGGGGAAGAAAACCCUGAUAAGCAAAUGCCUAGCUGGCAUUGUCAUUCUUUUAGCAGCUACCACCUUGGCUUCAUUUGUUGCCUUAUUAGUGGGCUACUCACAAUACAGGGAGACACACAAUGCAACAGUGGCACCUGAGGAUAUUCCCACCAGCACGACACCUACAACUCCGUGGGGCCAGUGGAGCGAGAUAAGGCUGCCGGACACAUUGGCACCAGAGAAGUACUCCGUAACUCUAUGGCCUCGGCUGAUUCCCGAAUCCAGUGGCCAGUACAUUUUCAAGGGGAGCUCCAGCGUCUCUUUUCGAUGCAUUAAAAAGACAAAUAUCAUUGUCAUUCACAGUUACAAGCUGAAUUUGGUCACAUUUGAUGGAUUUUAUGCAAAGCUGAGUGGACGAGAUGUUCCAAGCCAACCAAAGAUUAAGAGUACCUUUUUCACAAAGGAUACUCAGUACCUGACAGUUGAGCUCAAAGAGGACCUGAUACCUAGAAAAAUCUAUGACCUGUACACUGAAUUUAGUGGGGAGCUGUCAGACGGAGGGAGCGGCCUUUACAGAACUGAAUACAUGGAAAAGGGAGUAAAAAAAAUCAUGGCCACUACCCAGAUGCAACCUACAAGUGCAAGAAAGACAUUUCCAUGCUUUGAUGAGCCAUCUAUGAAGGCCAAAUACAAUAUAACUCUGAUCCAUGAGACCAAUAUCACAGCGCUGUCCAACACCCUAAACAUAAGCUCUGCUAUCAAGACCCUAGAAGGUGGAAGGCGGAGAAUCACUAGAUUUGAAGGAACGGAGAAAAUGUCAACCUAUGUUCUGGCCUUUAUAAUUUGUGACUUUAAGAUGAUAUCUGCAGGGGACGACAGAGGAGAGGUCCGAGUGUGGGCCCGGACAUCAGCUAUCAAUGACGGACACGGCAACUAUUCCUUGUUAAUUGCAACAAAAAUGGUAGUGUUCUUCGAGAGCCUGUUUGCAGAAGACUAUGUCUACAGAAAAGCAGACCACAUUGCUGUCCCUGACUUCUAUGGUGGGGCAAUGGAGAACUGGGGUCUCAUUACGUACCGUGAAACAGCUUUGCUCUUUGAUGCAAACAUCUCCUCACUUGCUGAUCAAGAGUAUGUCACUACUGUAGUGGCUCAUGAACUGGCCCAUCAGUGGUUUGGAAAUCUCGUUACGAUGAAUUGGUGGAACGAGCUGUGGCUGAGUGAGGGCUUUGCUACUUAUUUCUCCUACUUUGGCGUGGAUGCAAUGGAGAGCAGCUGGAACUUUAAAGACUUCAUGGUGCAGAAAGAGGUCUACAGGGCUUUUUCACAGGACGCCCUUAACUUUUCCCAUCCCCUGAGCAGCCCAACUAAAGAAGUCAACACUCCUGGUGAAAUCGAUAAACUUUUUGAUCACAUCAGCUACAGUAAGGGUGCUGCUGUGCUGAGGAUGCUCUCUUACAUGGUGACAGAAAAUGUAUUUUUAAGAGCAGUGCAGAUUUUGAAGGCAAACCCAGAUGUUAAGUUGCCAGCAGAAAUUGAUGUGAUUUUAGACCGGUGGAUUCUACAGAUGGGUUUUCCUGUUGUGACCAUUAACACUACAAAUGGAGAAGUUUCCCAGAAACAUUUCCUACUCUAUCCUGAUUCUGUUGUCCACAGGAAAUCCAAAUUCAACUACACGUGGAUUGUUCCCAUUACAUGGAUUAAAAGUGAAAAUGCCGAGUCCAUGAUGUGGCUGUGGAACUCAACAGAAAUCUAUUCAAACAUGACAUCUAACACAACAGACUGGGUGCUGGCCAACAUAAACGUAACUGGAUACUAUAGGGUGAAUUACGACAUGAGCAACUGGCAAAAGCUCCUUGGGCAGCUGCAAAGUAAUCAUUCGGUAAUCCCAGUAAUUAACAGAGCGCAGAUAAUUGAUGACUCGUUUCACCUUGCCAGAGCUGGCAAAGUGCCUAUUACACUGGCCCUGAACAGUACAAAAUACUUAGUCAAUGAAACGGAAUAUCUGCCCUGGAAAGCAGCACUGGACAAUUUUGAAUAUCUCUCCCUCAUGUUUGAUCGAACUGAGAUUUAUGGACCGAUGCAAGCUUAUCUUACAGAGCAGAUGGACCCAUUGUAUAACUUCUAUCAAUCCCUCACUUUCAACUGGACACAGAGACCUGAGGAAUUUACUGAGCAGUACAAUGAGGUCAAUGUUUUGAGCAUAGCUUGCCACUCUGAGAAUGAAGAAUGCCAGACCUUGGCCACCAGCCUUUACAGCCAAUGGAUGAGCAACUCCAGCCUCAACCCGAUCCACCCAAAUUUGCGGAGCACCUUCUACUGUACUGCAAUUGCUGCUGGAGGUGUAAGGGAGUGGGACUUCACUUGGAAGAUGUUCAAAGAAACAAAUCUGAAGGCCGAAGCAGACAAGCUGAGAUAUGCUAUGUCUUGCUCCAAAUAUGUCUGGAUUUUGAGCAGAUAUCUGCAGUACUCCCUGAACCGGUCCAUGAUCCAGGAAAGCGAUUUUGUUUCAACUGUGGCUGCUAUUGCAAGCAACGUGGUGGGCCAGUCUCUGGCAUGGGACUUCAUGCAAACCCACUGGGCAGAGAUUUCCAAAAAGUAAGGCACAUGUUCUUCUAGCUUCAGUGGCCUUCUAGAAAGUGUGACUCGCAGAUUCUCUUCAUGGAUGGAACUCAGACAGCUGGAAGAGUUCAUACAGGACAAUAAAGGCUCUUUAGAGUCGACACAAACACUGGAGCAGAUAGUGCAGCGUACCAAGGAGAAUAUCAAAUGGGUGAACAGCAACAGGGAGGCCGUGUCAAACUGGCUUCAGGCACAGACGCGACCCGACGCCGCUGAAUUGUGAACAAAAAUAGAACUUGUGGACCCUCGGAAAAAAACAGCUGCUGGCAGACAUUAGUUUUCCAUCCAAACGUGAAACGUCUAAGCACUUUAUAUAUUUUCUUAUUUUUGUCAGUCAUCAAAUGCUCAAUGAUUGCUGUCCCUUUCUAUUUAUUUGAAGCAUUACUGACUUUUAUUUAUUUGACAUGAUAGCGUUUAUAAAGUUAGUUACUUGUAAACCUAUUUUUAUUUGAAAAAUAAUUUAGUACCUUCUGAUAAGAAAUGCAUUCAAUGCAGAAUGACAUCUUUUAAGUGACCACAGGCCUAAUCAAAUCAAACACACUGCACACACCCUAAAAUGACGUGCAUUUGACGGGCCUUUAAAGUGUCUCAAUAAAUGACUACCACCGAGUCACAACGAAAGAUACUUGUUGUCAUUCAACCUUUUUAAAUUAAGAGCUUUGAACUGUCCUGUCUUCAAGUAUUAGUUCUGUACUUAGUUAUGAAUUAGAGAUUUAGCAGAAAGACUACCAAUGUAAAUGAAUGAAUAUUUCUGUAGCUGCUCAGAGUCCUUUAUAAAAUGCUAACAUGUGGUAGACACUUUUGGAAAAACUGACAGGUGAGCAAGCCACGGUACAACUGUGAGACGCGCAGCACUCGCCGGC
Messenger RNA from Polypterus senegalus (gray bichir), 3463 nucleotides. Its product is annotated as aminopeptidase N-like. Gene Ontology annotation, biological process: peptide catabolic process; proteolysis. The record is from RefSeq and is a predicted model, not a curated record. The transcript has 19 exons. Gene Ontology annotation, molecular function: zinc ion binding; metalloaminopeptidase activity; peptide binding. Gene Ontology annotation, cellular component: cytoplasm. Lineage: Eukaryota; Metazoa; Chordata; Cladistia; Polypteriformes; Polypteridae.